Malania oleifera is the source of this 447-nucleotide messenger RNA. RefSeq lists its product as uncharacterized. The transcript is spliced from 3 exons. NCBI's taxonomy places the organism in Eukaryota, Viridiplantae, Streptophyta, Magnoliopsida, Santalales, Ximeniaceae. The record is from RefSeq and is a predicted model, not a curated record. The coding region runs from base 1 to 447 and encodes 148 amino acids.
AUGGAGCGCGUGACACAGCAAAAAGACAUUCAUCAGGAAAGUCAUCAUUCAAAGGAGAGGACACCUAUACCUCAGCUACUACACUGGCUAGCUGAGAAGCUUCUGGAAGGCUUGGGUACUCAGCUGCUGGAAGAGAAGAGGAGGUCUGAGUUGCAGAAGUUGGAGAGGCUAGAGGUCGGGGCUGGCUGUGCUGAAGACUGGCCGAGAAGUUCUGCUGCACAGUAUUCAAACCCUUCAGGAGAUGUUUCCUUACUUGAUCAGCACCUCACUCGUACUGAGCAGUAUAGAGCUAGCUCAUCUGGUAGUGUUGAUCUUAUGGAUAGUUUUUCCCCUCAGAGUGAUGCUUCUUUUGAUGAUGAAUCUAAGGAAGGAUGUGAGGAGGGUGAUAAAGAGGAUGUUGAGGCUGAUGAUGAUGAUGAUGAUGAUGAUGAUGAUGAUGAUAAUUGA